Molecule: messenger RNA, 1698 nt
Organism: Melanotaenia boesemani (Boeseman's rainbowfish)
Lineage: Eukaryota; Metazoa; Chordata; Actinopteri; Atheriniformes; Melanotaeniidae
Gene: gorasp2
Product: golgi reassembly stacking protein 2
Exons: 10
Coding region: 101-1363 (420 amino acids)
Biological process (GO): Golgi organization
Cellular component (GO): Golgi apparatus
Molecular function (GO): protein binding
Source: RefSeq, a predicted model, not a curated record
CAGGAAGUGCUGCAGGAAACCAGGAACCACGGGAAUCUCGACAUGAUUUGGCGCAGAGCCCUUUGCUAAACAGCACAGGUAUCCCAUAAUUUAGAGGAAGAUGGGAGACUCCCAGAGUGUCCAGAUACCAGGUGGAGGGACUGAAGGCUACCACGUCCUCAGGGUCCAAGAGAAUUCGCCAGGCCACCGUGCAGGACUGGAGCCAUUCUUUGAUUUUAUCCUCUCAGUUUGUGACACUAGACUGAACAAGGACAAUGAUACUCUCAAAGAGCUGCUGAAAAUGAAUGUGCAGAGGCCCAUCAAGAUGCUGCUGUACAGUAGCAAAUCCCUCGCUGUGAGGGAGACCACUGUGACGCCCAGCAACAUUUGGGGUGGCCAGGGGCUUCUGGGUGUCAGUAUUCGCUUCUGCAGCUUCGAGGGAGUUAAUGAAAAUGUUUGGCAUGUCCUGGAAGUGGAGCCAAACUCUCCAGCAGCCCUGGCUGGUUUGAAGGCUUACGUUGACUACAUUAUAGGGGCGGACACCGCCAUGAAUGAGAGCGAAGAUCUUUUUUCCCUCGUUGAAACACAUGAAGGGAAGGAGCUGAAGCUUUAUGUUUACAACACGGACACAGACAACUGCCGGGAGGUGGUCAUCACUCCAAACCCUGACUGGGGUGGAGAAGGCAGUCUAGGAUGUGGGAUUGGCUUUGGCUACCUGCAUAGGAUACCUACACUGCCAUUUACAAAAGGUAAGAAGAUCAGUUUCCCUGCACAGACUGAUGAUGAAGCAGGCUCUACACCUAAAGAUGGCUUCACAGAGGUCCCUCUCUCUGCUGUCAUUCCAACCAUUCCAGUUGUUGUGUCAACUUCUCCUUCAACUGGGUUAGAGCAGUCUCUCACCAGCUUAUCGGUCAGCUCUGGCCCAACUGCUGUUUUGAGCAGUUGCCCGACAGGAGCUCCCUUUGUCCCACUUCUCAACCAAGUAACCCCCUCACAGAGUGUUCCACUGGCUCUCAACCCUGCUCCAGCAGUGACAGGCUUAAUGCCCCUUCCUGGAAGUCUUCCAGCCUUUACUAAUACUGCCUUGUCAGAUGUGGGUCAUGUACUGCCACAUGGAGUUGGGUUACAUCAUGCAGGUCCUUCACCUCUUCUACCCCUCACCCUGCCUGGUGCAGUCUCCAAUGCAACUCUGCCUCCGUCUGACUUUGUGUGUUCAGCCAUCACGAUUCCUACAGACUUGGCCGUUGGACACAAUGCCACAUCUCGCUCUUCCACUAUCCAGAUGAACAGUUCACUGACACAAACCCCCAAUCCAUCAUCAAUGUCCAACUCUGGAUCAAUAAAUAUCACAAUGUGUAUGGACAAAGCACAAAGCGCCACCUAAAGAUAUCACUAUAAUCUGUCUAUUUGCACAAAAGUUCCUCUUUUACAGGAAUUUUAAGUGUAUGAUUUAAGUGCGGGAUGCUGGAUCUAUACUUCUGGUCUGCUGAAGUGCAGCAAAGCCCAGUCUUGUUCUCAACCUUUCAGCUCAGUUCACAUGGUUUAUGUACAAAAUAAAAAUAAUACUAAGAUAUGCUUUUUAACUUUUACCAAAAUUGGUUCUAUAAUGUGUAAAACCUCAAGUAUAUGUCAGUAUCAGUAUCUUGAGGGUAAAUUUACUAAAAAGAUCUUAAAGACAAUGAAAAGUCAUGCUGCAAUUUUUCUUUAAACAAAGAAAAA